CAUAUAUCAAGAUGGUGAUAAGAGCGGAAAGAACCCGGGGGCACAUUCGCGACAGUCUAUCGAGCGGACUGAACGGACGUCUAAUCAAGGGCGCUUGAAGGAGCAGGCGUCGGAAGCAGCAGGUGGCAGCUCGGCGCCGCUUGAAGGCGCCGAGGCAUCGAGCGCUCCGCCCGGGGGGUCGAAGCACCCGCUGGCCUUGGGCGCCCCCCGGUUCACCGCCUGUCCGUCUUUCCACGAGCGUGAAAAUCCCAACCAUGUCAACACCGUGAGCAUCAACACCGCGAAGGCGGUGCGGAUGCUGUGGUGCGACACGGCCGGCAUCCGGCGCUGCAGGGUCAUCCCCAGCCAGCGCUACAAGCGCGCUCUGUCGCAGGGCGUGUGCAUCACCACCGCAUGCAUGGCCAUGCCCGCAUACGGCGACUCGCCCGUGGCCGCCUCCGGCCUGUCGGCGGUGGGUGAGGCGCGCAUGGUGCCCAUUGAGUGCACCCGUGUGGCGCUGCCCUGGGCGCCCGGCCACCACAUGGCCCUGGUGGAGUUCGAUGCGCCCAAGAGCGACGGGCCCUGGGAGUGCUGCCCCCGCCGGGCGCUGCGAAAUACCGUCAAAAUGAUGGAGGAGAACUUCGGACUCACCAUGAAGGUCGGCUUCGAGAUUGAGUUCCUGCUGCUAGAGCCAGUGCCGGGCAGCGGCGCGGCAGCCGGAGCCGCGGGGGCCGCCGCCGCCGCGCCGCGGUGUGCCGGCGCCGGUGGGGAGCUGUACGGCACCGGGUGGCGGCCGGUGGACAACAAGCUGUACUGCCAGAGCAGCGCCAUGGACCGCAGCGCGGCAGUCCUGGACGCUAUGGUGGCGGCGCUGGAGGAGAUGGGCAUACCCGUGGAGCAGUGGCACCCCGAGUCCGCGCCGGGCCAGUUUGAGGUGGUGCUUGCCUACACGGACACGGUGGCGGCGGCGGACCGCCUGCUGCUGGCCAAGGAGGCCAUUGUGGGCGUGGCGCGCAGCCACGGCCUCAACGUGUCCUUCCUGCCCAAGCCCGUGCGCAACGCCGCCGGCAGCGGCUGCCACAUGCACCUCAGCCUGUGGAAGAACGGAGUCAAGUGCAUGGCGGUCACCGACGGCGGCUCAUUCAGCGCCGCCGCCGCAUGCGUCACCGCCGCCGCCGCUGGGACCUUCCGGAUCCCUGGCGGCGCAGACGCGAAGGCCGCCAGCAGCACCACCGCCAGCAGCGGCCGCGGCGGUGGCUCGUCGCUGGCUCCGACGGCUGCCGCCGCGCCCGGCUCCGCCGCCGGCGCCGGAGGCGACGUGUUUCAUGACGCGCCCGACAUGGACCCCACCUCGUCCUCUAUCCAGCGGCAGCAGAACCAGCGGCCGGAGGAGAGCGCGGAGGAGCGCCCGGUGCUGGUGGGUGGCGCGCCCGUGCCCAGCAACGAGCACAUGCACUUCCUGGCCGGCCUGCUGGCCUACCUGGACGUGCUGCUGCCCUUCACGUCGCCCUCGCCCAACUCCUUCGCGCGCAUGCAGCCCGGGGCCUGGGCGGGCGCACACACCGCCUGGGGCUACAACAACCGGGAGGUGCCGCUGCGCGUGACGGCGCCGGGACCCACUCGCCUGCUGGACAUGCACCUCGAGUACAAGGCAAUGGACGGAACCAUCAACCCCUACAUCGCCACCGCGGCGGUCAUGGUGGCUGGCAUGCUGGGCCUGUUCGUAAAGCUCGUGCCGCCGGAGCCGUGCCAGGUGCCGCCCAGUGAGCUGGCCGCGGAGGCGGCGGCGCGGCUGGGCGUCAAGCCGCUGCCGGGCUCCCUGGAGGAGUGCCUCAAGCUGCUGCAGAGCACACGCGGCGGCGAGAACCUGAUGACCGGCCUGACCGAGGCGCUGGGCGAGCCGCUGCUGCAGGCGUUCCUGGCGGUGCGCGCGGCGGAGGCGAGCCACGCGGCGCACGACCUGCCCGGUGACCUGCUGCUGAGGUACACGUGAGAGGGGCAGGUGCAUGGAAGGGCAGGGAAGGAGGCGGGUGAGUGAGAGGUUGGACUGUGGGCGGAAGCUCGGUAACUGCAGAAUUUGGGGACUUUGGUCGAUGCUUGCUUGUGGCGUAACGUGGUCAGGAUGGCUGCGAACGUGGAAUGAGUUGAAGGGAUGGACCGGGCUGCGUGGGCAGGCGCAUGAGUUUCUAGGUGGCUAGCGGAAAGGACUGUACGGAUUACUGGAAGACUUAGGGCGCAUUUUGCGGUGUUCUUGCCAAAACUUAUAACAGUAGUUUAGCGCUGUGUUGGUUAUUGCGUUGGGCGGCAUGAAAUGCUGGAGCAGGAGUGGUACUCUGUACGGUACAUGUAACAUGUCAGGUCGAUUGCUCUGUGGGCUGGCUUGCCGGAAGGAGAUUAUGGAGACUGUCAAAUACGGUAGGACGUCAAGGUGCAUUAACUGUUCGUGACGAUGUUAAAAAUAGAUAAAUGGCGGUUCUAGGACAGCUGACCCCCAACUAACGCGUGUACGGCACCCAAGCCCCGCCCCCAGCCGUACAGGAGUUUGCGUGGGAGUCGGCAGCAACGCGAGUGUGAGCAGGUAGUUGCACGACGGGCCGGCUCGGAAGCUACCUGACUACAGUGGCACACAUGGGCACUUGGCGCUGCUUGGCGCUUGGCAGGCGCGCGAGUGGGAGUGGGCAGUUGAGCGCGCACGCGUGUGGGAAGGCAGGGAAGCUGUGACAGAGUACGGCGGAGCACGGUGGAGGCUGGCGCUUGGCGCACCGCGCGAGUGGGAGUGCAUAGUCGUGCACACGCCGCUUGGGAAGCUGCGUGUGAGCUGCGUGUUAAGUAAGAUGAGAUAGAGACGCAUGGGCUGACUCUGUUUCGAUAAGCUGACGCGGCGCACACGGUUUCACACGGUUGGCGCUGAUGGGACCCGAGCGCGGCGAUGGCAACGCCAGGCGCCCCGCCGCGUUGACACUGGGACAGCGCGGCGGGACUGAUUGGAGUGCAAGACGGUGGCUGGGCGCAGGCGCCGGCGGGGAAAAGGGACUGUUCACGAUACUCGGCCGAAACUAGGCCGAAAUUGCGUCAGUUCAUGGUCACAUAUGAAUAUGCGGGACACUAUCAAUCAGGUAAAAGAUGCGAGCCGCGCUGGAGUGGCAGAUUCGUAGUGGGAUACCUGUGCCACCAAGGUGGUGCGGAAAGCCAUCGAGAAGCUGCCAGACUGUAGUGACACGUAGUGACACACGGUUGUUGACGUGAGUUGGGAACUUGAACCACUGGACGUCUGGACGCAUAUCUUUGGAAGGCGGACAGCGGAGAUCUCCACCAGUACC
Molecule: messenger RNA, 3299 nt
Organism: Chlamydomonas reinhardtii
Lineage: Eukaryota; Viridiplantae; Chlorophyta; Chlorophyceae; Chlamydomonadales; Chlamydomonadaceae
Exons: 16
Coding region: 296-1972 (558 amino acids)
Molecular function (GO): glutamine synthetase activity
Source: RefSeq, a predicted model, not a curated record